CUCCUAACCUAGGUACCUAAAUAGCCUACCCAGGACGUAUAUAUGCAGUUCGUCGAGGCCGCCCUGCCGAUCCGUCUUCCCUUAUUGCUUCACCUCUGUUCUUCUUCCGUGACGGCGUUCGUCGCAUAAUAUAGCAACCUACGAACAAACAAACGAAGCGACGAACGAGGGGACAGGCCAGAUUGGUGGCUGGCUGAUCUGCUCCGAUAGGUUCGUUCCGUGUCUCUGCCCGGCCACCGGGCCUUCGUUUUCUUCCUCCUCCCUCCUCCCCUCCUCCCAACCCGCUUCCCUUUCCUAUCUAUCCGUCUUCGUUCGCUUGCCGGUAUCGCCCCGUGAUUCGCCCUUAGCCAUCUCCCUCGGUCGGUCCCUGUCGACCAUAUCUGCCUAUGACGUCGUCUAUACUUGCUUACCCAUCUACGACGCGCGCCGCGGUGCAGAACUUAGAAGCGCCUACCAUACGCCCAGUUAACUCGGUCGGCCUGCACGGACGAAUUACCCCCCCUAAUCGCGAACCUCUCCUACCAUAAAGUCUACCGGAAACGAGGCGGACGCGUACACGCACUCGGCGGCCAUGGCAGGCAAAGUAAGGCAUCCGAUCGACACCGCGGCGCUCGAGCGCUACAUCACCGAGAAUGUGCCCGAGAUCAAGCUCCCGCUGGACAUCAAGCAGUUCGGCUUUGGACAGUCCAAUCCGACGUACCAGUUGACUUCGACCGUGGAUGGGUCGCGCUACGUGCUGCGGAAGAAGCCGGCGGGCGCGCUGCUCUCGCAGGCGGCGCACAAGGUCGAGCGCGAGUACCGCGUGAUCCGCGCGCUCGGGCAGCACAACGAGCAGCUCGCUCCGCCGCGGCGCCGCCACCGCGUCCCCGUGCCCCGCGCGCUCUGCCUGUGCGAGGACUCGGCCGUCCUCGGCACCCCCUUCUACGUCAUGACCUUCGUCGGCGGCCGCAUCUUCGAGGACCCGGCCAUGCCCGACGCCCGCGGCGCCGCCGAGCGCACGCUGCUCUGGAAGGCCGCCGUCGAGGCUCUGGCCGCCCUCCACAGCGUCGACCCGGCCGCCGUCGGCCUCGAGUCCUUCGGCGGCGGCGGCGGCAAGAAGAACAAUGCGCAAGGCGGCGGCGGUAGCCGCGCCAGCUUCUACGAGCGCCAGCUCGCGACCUGGACGCAGAUCUGCGAGGCGCAGGCGCAGACGCGCGACGCCGAGACGGGCGCGGCGGUGGGCCCGAUCCCGCACAUGGCGGAGCUGCUCGCCUUCUUCGGCGACGCGUCGCGGCGGCCGCGGGACCGCGCCGCGCUGAUCCACGGCGACUACAAGAUCGACAACCUCAUCUUCACCGCCGCCGCGGACGGACAAGACCCCGCCGUCGCCGCCAUCCUCGACUGGGAGAUGAGCACCAUCGGCCACCCGCUCAGCGACCUCGCCAACCUCAUGUACCCCUUCUUCAGCGCCGAGCUAUCCUCCUCGUCCGCUUCCUCCACCUCCGCCUCGCCCUCCUCGUCCGCCCCCUCCGUCUCGAUAUCCAACCCGGCCUUCCUCGCCUCGUCGCGGGCCGCCCUCGGGAUCCCGGAGCCCGCGACCCUGCUGUCCUGGUACGUGGCGGCGGCCACCUCGGCCUCCUCCUCCGGCCGCGGCGCGCCGGCCAAGCUGUAAGGGGUGGACGCAAGGGCGGGAUGCUCGUACAUCUCGACGUCCGUUUGCGCGCAUGUCAUAUACAUACAUGAGUGCGCCCGCCCGCCUCCCCACAAGGUCGGAUCCGAAAGACUAUUGUGUACUUACCUACCUAUCUAUCUACUCACCUACGGAAUUCUUGUCGGCAUAGGAUCUGCACACACACACAUAUAUAUACAGCCCUACAUUUCGCCCCUACCUGCCCCGUCAGCGAAGAAGGUGGGAGGAGGGGAGGGAAAGCGACUUCAAGG
Messenger RNA from Durotheca rogersii, 1920 nucleotides. Its product is annotated as phosphotransferase enzyme family protein. The record is from RefSeq and is a predicted model, not a curated record. Bases 572 to 1651 code for a protein of 359 amino acids. Lineage: Eukaryota; Fungi; Ascomycota; Sordariomycetes; Xylariales; Xylariaceae. The transcript is spliced from 3 exons.